This is a messenger RNA of Opisthocomus hoazin, 1390 nucleotides long. The record is from RefSeq and is a predicted model, not a curated record. NCBI's taxonomy places the organism in Eukaryota, Metazoa, Chordata, Aves, Opisthocomiformes, Opisthocomidae.
AUGGCCACUGUUGUGAGAGAGGGUCCAUAUGGAAUAUUUGCUGGCAGAGAUGCCUCCAGGGGACUAGCGACUUUCUGUCUAGAUAAAGAUGCACUCAGAGAUGAAUACGAUGACCUAUCGGACUUAAAUGCUGUACAGAUGGAAAGUGUAAGAGAGUGGGAGAUGCAAUUUAAAGAAAAAUAUGACUACGUAGGUAGACUCCUAAAACCAGGGGAAGAACCAUCAGAAUACACAGAUGAGGAAGACACCAAGGAUCACACUAAACAGGAAUGAACUUUGUAAACAACCAAAGUCCAGGGGCCUUCGGAACUGCAACCUCUUAUUCCCCAUCACAGAAUGUCCUGCAUCUUUGGGUACAGUUCAUCUGCUGCGAAAAACAUUCAACAGGUUUUGUACAAGGAAAAUAAUAUACUCACAAAUGAAGAUUUGAAUACUAAACAUUAUUUGUGCUGCCAAACUUUUUGUUGCAGUUUAUUUGUAAUGUCUGGUUAGGCUUCGUUAGUGAAGAGGGGCCAGGGAUUUAAAGGCAAAAACGCUAUUCCCUUUUAUCAGUAAGUUGAAGCCUUCAAGUAGUAUAUAUUCCAAGCUCUCUAAAAGACGUGAGUCUUCAAGCUCAGUGGAAGGUUUGAAUCUUGUUUCGUAUGUGUCUUCUCCUUCAGCAUUAAAGACGUACUCAUGUACAUACGUAUCAGUAGGUUAGACUACUGAAACUGGUGUUAAAAUGUGAAUUUCCAAUUUUGUUUUAUAUGUGGGCGUUAGCAGCCCUGGCCGAAUACUUCAGUUCUCUAAGAGAAGUCCAUGUAGAUUAGGAUGGGGGUAAAAUUCAUCCUUUUCUCAAAAGGAUUGGGUAAAACUGCUUCCCCCGCAACAACUAUUAUCUGAAACCUGCCUCUCCCCCCUUUUCCCAUCCUCUAAAUCAAAUCAAAUAUUAAUUGUGCCUUAUUUCACUUACAUAGACUUGAAUUGUUUUAAGGGACAGCCCCAAAAUUGCGGUUCCAUAGUCACUACAAGCAGCAUUGAGACUGAAGUUAGAAUGUUCUGUUGACCGGAAAACCUUGAUGUCAUUCUGUGUAUAGAAUGUAAAAGAGGAAUACUCAGUGUUACUGCCAUAUGUUAAUACUACAUAUACUUAAAUUAGCAUUGUGAUGGCCAAAUGCAUACUCCCAUGCUUCUUUUUAAGUAAUUACAAACACACAAAAGAGUCACCCUUCCUCCUCUUCCAGAAGCUGCCUAACUUUUGGGAGCGUAGCCUUCACACCCCUGUAGAGUGAAGGGGCGUGCGCGCGUGUGUAUGUGUGUGUGUCUGUCUGAAUGCAAGACUUGGGAGGGAUUGUUUCUGCAGAUAUUGUAAAUACGAGUACCAUUUUAAUAAAGCAUGUACAAUACCAAA